AUGUUUCUCCUAGUGAUGCUACAAUUUUUACUUCGUGUUUUAGGAACUAACUGUGAUGAUAACGUAGCGGAUGAGAUACGUUAUGAUAAUGGUUUAGUUCAUGGUAAUGAAACGACAGACAAUAUGAACAGUGAUGAAGAAAUUGAUGUUGGUGAUCAGUUUAGUGAUGUAUUUUAUGGCGCAGGAGAAGAAAUACGUGCUGUUGAUUACUCGUGCAAUGGUAUGCCAGGCACUGAUCAUAAGAGUGAAUUGGAACUAAACGAACCGAAAAGCAGUGGUGAUACGCAAACAAAGAAAAGACGUGCACAUACGCCGUUGUUCAUUCAACAUGGACGCUUUUAUGACAGCACGCAGAAUAAGGAAAUGGAAUCGCACAGCUCUGGUUUAGUACGUGACGUGGCACCGUGCAAUCUCGAACCAACAAAUAGCAGCAGUGGUGAUGCAGUGCCAUCAAAUGUACCGGAUAUCGUUGAAUUAAGUGCUCACAAUCCACCAACUUUACCUGUUCGUGGCGAUGAUACUUCCAUUGUUUCUCGAAAUGCCCCUGAACGUGAUUUCAACCACAAACGGUCAACAUUAGAGAGCUCACCGAUAAAUACCAAACAAAUGAAAUACGGUGCACAGAAUUGCUUGGAUAGCAGGGCUUUAACGCACUUUUGGCCUGAACAAUCAGCUAUAUGUGCCAAAGAUGCAGAAAAUUGUACAACGAGGAGUAGAGAACAGAUAGCGAAUAAUGAUGCUUACCACAUAGCUAAUGAUGAUGUAAGACAGUAUACACCGUGUAUAGAGUAUUUACAUGUGUAUUUUGGGAAUAAAAGAUUGUUUACGGUUGGCAGCGAAUAUUUUGGAUGCUGCGGCCGAAAUGCUAUAUCGUAUGGAGCAAUAUUGCGUAACAGAAGGAUAUUUAUUAUGAAUUGCGCGCGAUUUGUUCAACAUUGCAAGGAUUACAUCCAUGAACUGCCAUAUAAACUUCAUACUAUCCGCUACGUAUGCACUGGUAUGAAGUACGUGUUGUUAGAUCGUAAUUUUAUUGAAUUGUAUGUUAAUUGCAAGGUCAUCGCACAGCAAAUUGAAUGUGUUUUUAGCGAAUUAAACCUUGCAACGCAACUGAUGAACCAAGUGAUUGGUAAAUUGUAUGUACGUUGUCCACAAGACAUGAAACAGGCUGCUGAGAACAUAUCAUGUGAUUUCAGCGAAGUUAUGGCAGUGCAAAGGCAAGUAAUUAAGGCACUGGCGGAUAGCAUAUCGGAAGUUGGAAGACUUGUUCCGAUGAUGGAUUUAUCAAAAAAUGUACGAUACGGAGAAAAUAACAUGAUGGCAGGUGGGAGUGAAUCGUGUAAUGCAAAUGUUGGAGAAGAGCAGGAAGUGGUAGGAGGAUCAUAUGAUCCGGUGAAAGCAGAUGCGCGUCAAAACGUUUCUCAUACAGAACGGUACAGCAAGAUGAAAAGAUUCGAAAGCACAAUCAAAUCGAAUACGCAUCAUAGCGCGAAACAUGGUGCGUCAGUUGACGAAAAAGCAUCUACAAGUGCCGAAAAUCUCGGAUGGACCGAAUAACCACAAUCAUUACGUAGAAAAUACGGCGAUAAUUACCAUUUAAUGGUACCUCCGUAUCAAAAUAAAAAUGAGAACGAUAUCGUAUAUAAGACGGACGCGUUGCAAAAAUUGCUGCAAAAACUGUUAAACGAAUGCAUGGGAGUAGCUGACGGUUUACAGAACAGUUCGUUAUUUUUCAAAGAUAUUUUGUGGAUAAUACGGAUGUCAGGAAACGAUGAUAAGGGUUCUAAAAAACGUAGGUUCUAGUGCUUGAAACGAUUGAAAUGAAUGCUAGUUUUAUUAGUAACAGGUGCUAUGAUGCAUUCUGAUCACACACCUAUUCGAUUAAACGUAUUCAUUAUCGG
This is a messenger RNA of Vavraia culicis subsp. floridensis, 1898 nucleotides long. RefSeq lists its product as uncharacterized. The transcript has a single exon. Bases 1 to 1554 code for a protein of 517 amino acids. NCBI's taxonomy places the organism in Eukaryota, Fungi, Microsporidia, Pleistophoridae. The record is from RefSeq and is a predicted model, not a curated record.